Vombatus ursinus (common wombat) is the source of this 1029-nucleotide messenger RNA. RefSeq names its product spermidine/spermine N1-acetyl transferase like 1 (gene SATL1). NCBI's taxonomy places the organism in Eukaryota, Metazoa, Chordata, Mammalia, Diprotodontia, Vombatidae. The record is from RefSeq and is a predicted model, not a curated record. Bases 105 to 617 code for a protein of 170 amino acids. Gene Ontology annotation, cellular component: cytosol. Gene Ontology annotation, molecular function: N-acetyltransferase activity. The transcript has 6 exons.
UGGCCUCUACCAUUAUCGCAGAGAAGACCAACCCCAGUAAAGUCGUGGUCCAGGCAGGCGGAGAGGAAGAGAAGGCGGCAGAAGCUUCACUCGAGACUCAGAUCAUGAACACAUUUCGGGUUCGACCAGCCCAGGCCCAGGACUGCCCCGACAUCCUGAGGCUCAUCAAAGAAUUGGCUGCUUAUGGAAAUGCUCCUGAUGCUGUGAAGUUAACCAUUACGGAUUUACUCAACGAUGGCUUCGGGGACCACCCUCUUUAUUACUGUCUUAUUGCAGAAGUACCAGCUGAGGCAGAGCUGACACGCACUCUGACAGUAGGUUUCGCAAUGUACUAUUUCACCUAUGAUCCUUGCAUUGGCAAGUUACUCCACCUGGAAGACUUCUAUGUCAUGGAACCUUUUCGAGGUUUAGGUAUCGGACCCGAAAUUUUGAGGAUACUAAGUCAGAUAGCAAUUACCAGCGGCUGCAGCUGCAUGAACUUUCUUGUAGUCAUAUGGAACCAGACAUCUACCGAAUACUACACCAGGCGGGGGGCCCUAGACUUAUCCUCUCAGGAGGGAUGGCAUCUGUUCCGGUUUAACAAAAAGGAGCUUUUACAAAUGGCAAGUGAAAAGUGAAGGUGCUUCCAAACUGCCAUUCCAGGUUCUAAAUCCUCAUCUUGUUGACUUCCUUGUACCAUACAUCACAUCCCCAGCCUCUGGUUUGAGCUGGUGAAACACAGUAAACUCUUGGUUAUCUUCACCUAGCAAUCAUUUCUGCCUGUCUUGUAGUUUUAUCUUUCGAUCUGCCAGUCUAGAUCUACAUAAAUGUAUAUUUUGCAUAUUCACUUGCAGACAGGUAAGGUUCUGGAAAUUCUCUUCAAACCAAAUAAUGAAGCUGUCCUGGAAGAUCUGACCCAGGAUUUUCUAUCCUGUACUUUCCAUGUGGGAGAUGGGGGAGUUUGAUCUCUCUAAAUCUGUUUUCUGUAUGGUUUCUACUUCCCUAGAUGCAAGUUUGGGGUAAUAAUUCAAGCUACUUUGGUUUAGCAAG